Molecule: messenger RNA, 7008 nt
Organism: Eptesicus fuscus (big brown bat)
Lineage: Eukaryota; Metazoa; Chordata; Mammalia; Chiroptera; Vespertilionidae
Gene: ALKBH5
Product: alkB homolog 5, RNA demethylase
Exons: 4
Coding region: 1217-2398 (393 amino acids)
Biological process (GO): mRNA export from nucleus; mRNA processing
Cellular component (GO): nucleus
Molecular function (GO): oxidative RNA demethylase activity
Source: RefSeq, a predicted model, not a curated record
CCCGGAAGAGCUGCCUCGUACCCAUCUCCAGAGCCAAGGAAAAAGCUAAGCCAAUCCUGGAGCGUCCCGCGGCUGCGCACGCACCGAAGCCACACGUACGUGACUCGGGGAACGUCCGCUACUGGCGGCAGCGGUGGCAGCGAGGGAGAGAGGGGCGGUGAGGCGCCCCGUCAAUGCGUCCAGAUUCUGCGAACAUCGUGGUUCGGUUCCGAGCUGGAAAUCGGUGCCCUUGGCCGGGCAGUUCAGAAGUUUCCUUUAGCGUCUGAGGGCUUUUUCUUCCGGUAGGGUCCCCAUUCAGGCACCUACUCAGACACCCAUUCAUCUUUCAGGGGUCCUCAUAGCCCUCCCUGCCUCUAAUUAAGUGACGGAUACAGUAGCCAAGGCGACCGCCUGAUUGACAGGCAGGAUUACCAACCAACUUCCGGAAGCUCCUCUCGGGGUCCGCCCGGCGCGUGGCCGGGGGCCCAUGAAAGAAGUGAAAGAACCCAAAGGGACGGUAACCCGACAACGUAGGUUGUUGGCAAUUUCCCGGUGAUUGCGCGCUGGGGGCUGAGGCGUUUUUCGGACAGUCGAACGAUGCCGUGACGCAGCACAGCUAUAGCGUUGGCAGUGUGAGCGCACCCCUGUGGAGGGAGCCCUUCGGUGUUCUUUGAGAGCGCUCCCUCGGAGUCCUAGCGUGGGGGAGGGGUGGCGGCCGACCAGCGGCUCCCCGUCUGCGCUUGCGCCUGCACCUCUGCUGACCCGGCCCGCGAACUCGCGCAAGUCCGCUGCGCGCGGAGCCGCGGUGGCCUGCAGCACUGCGCGUGCGCAUUGGAGAGCUUGUUGAGGAGCGGCGCUGGCGGACGUCGGGCGAGCGGCGCGUGACGUCGUAAGGAGCGCUUUAAAGUGCGGGCUGGGCCGGGCGUCUGAGGGUCUAGCCGGGAGUCGAGCCGAUUCUCCGCAGCGGCCCUCCGCGGCAUGAGGCGCUGCUGGCGCCCCUGCCCCCCGGGACGUGGAGGAGGAGGAGGAGGAAGCUCCGUAGCCACCACCGCUGCAUGACUCGCCGCCCCUGAGGUUCGACCCAGCGCCUGGCCCUCAACUCUCUCAGUCGGGUCCUCGUAUGGGGACCUGGCGCUGAGAAUCCCCUGCCCUCCGGGGGCCCCGGGCCGUGUCCCCCGAGAGCCAUGCCCGGCCGCCCCGGCCGCCCCGAAGGACCCUAGAGCAGCGUCGCGGGGCCAUGGCGGCCGCCAGCGGUUACACGGACCUGCGUGAAAAGCUUAAGUCCAUGACGUCCCGGGACAACUAUAAGGCGGGCAGUCGGGAGGCAGCGGCGGCUGCAGCCGCCGCCGUGGCCGCCGCCGCUGCCGCCGCCGCUGCCGCUGAGCCUUACCCGCUGUCCGGGGCCAAACGCAAGUACCAGGAAGACUCGGACCCCGAACGCAGCGACUACGAGGAGCAGCAGCUGCAGAAGGAGGAGGAGGCGCGCAAGGUGAAGAGCGGCAUCCGCCAGAUGCGCCUCUUCAGCCAGGACGAGUGCGCCAAGAUCGAGGCCCGCAUCGACGAGGUGGUGUCCCGCGCCGAGAAGGGCCUGUACAACGAGCACACCGUGGACCGGGCUCCACUGCGCAACAAGUACUUCUUCGGCGAGGGCUACACGUAUGGCGCCCAGCUGCAGAAGCGCGGGCCGGGCCAGGAGCGCCUCUACCCGCCGGGCGACGUGGACGAGAUCCCUGAGUGGGUCCACCAGCUGGUGAUCCAGAAGCUGGUAGAACACCGCGUCAUCCCCGAGGGCUUCGUCAACAGCGCCGUCAUCAACGACUACCAGCCCGGGGGCUGCAUCGUGUCCCACGUGGACCCCAUCCACAUCUUCGAGCGCCCGAUCGUGUCUGUGUCCUUCUUUAGCGACUCCGCGCUCUGCUUCGGCUGCAAGUUCCAGUUCAAGCCUAUCCGAGUGUCGGAACCUGUGCUUUCCUUGCCUGUGCGCAGGGGGAGCGUGACUGUGCUCAGUGGAUAUGCUGCUGAUGAAAUCACUCACUGCAUACGGCCUCAGGACAUCAAGGAGCGAAGAGCAGUCAUCAUCCUCAGGAAGACUCGAUUAGACGCUCCCCGGUUGGAGACAAAGUCCCUGAGCAGCUCUGUGUUACCACCCAGCUAUGCUUCAGACCGCCUGUCAGGAAACAACAGGGACCCUGCUCUGAAACCCAAGCGGUCUCACCGCAAGGCAGACCCCGACGCUGCUCACAGGCCUAGGAUCCUGGAGAUGGACAAGGAAGAGAACCGACGCUCAGUGCUGCUGCCCACACACCGGCGGAGGGGGAGCUUCAGCUCUGAGAACUACUGGCGCAAGUCCUACGAGUCAGAGGACUGCUCAGAGGCCGCGGGCAGCCCCACCCGAAAGGUGAAGAUGCGGAGGCACUGAGGCCCACUGCAUCCUCUCGGGAACUCUGGUUAAUCCUCACGUAGCCACCCGUUUUUGUUUCGUUUUGAGGGGUUUUGUUUCUGUGUGUUUUUUUGUUUGUUUGUUUUGACCCUUUUAUUUUUCCUUGGUUUGUUGCCUAUUGAGGCUAAAGAACAGAAUUGGUUCUUGGUUUUCCUCUUGGAUGGAAAGGCCUACAGCUCACUCUGGAGUGGCUAGUAGAGGAACUCGGGGCAACCAUCAUCAAGUGGGGCUGUGUCAGGCUGGUUUUAUUUAAAAGCAACAAAAUGUUUUGGUUAAGAAAAUUCUUGUUUUGCUUUAUAUGUAAAUUUUCUCAGUGUUGUGAAUGAAGUUGUUCCUCCUCGGGGGGGCCCCCCCUCCCCCCAUGUCUAAGCUGGGCUGAGGUCUCCUGGGCCUUGCUGUCCUUCUACCUGUCACCUGCUCUCCAGGCUCUGGAAAGUCACACAAACACCCUCUCCCUCUUGCUGCAGAAACAUUCAGGAUGACUGAGCAGGGGCUUCAAUAGUGCCAGCCCCUGCACCCCAGAGCUGUUGGCCGAGCCCAGGGCUUCCUCCAUGCCCACUGGCCUGCUUUGCCUACAGGUCCCUGGCUGCAGCGGUCCUGACCUCUUGCCAAGAGCACGCCUCUGCUGGUUGCUCCUUUCAGGCAUAUGCGUGUGAUUGUAUGGAACAGUCAGACUGGCCAUGUUGGGACAGUUUAGAAAUUGUUUCUAGCUAGAAGGACUGGUGUCCUUCCAAGUCUAGCAUUUGGGGUAUGGAAAACUAUUGUGGUGUGUAGCAGGAUUUUUGUUUAGAUUUUUUUUUUCCUUUGGUCUUGUUCUUUUCCUUUCCCUUUCCUUUCUUCUACAUUGGCCAGUUUGGGCCUUCUCCCCAUGUCACCCCCAUAGAAAGGUGCCUGCCCCUCUGCCUGUCUGCAGCACACAUCCAGGGCCAGAGCCCAGGUCUGCAGACUGGGUUAGUGUCUCUUCCACCUCGGGGCAUGGGAGCUGGGGAAGGGGCUUUUAAAAAAUAGUAAUAAAAGGGGAAAAAAUAGUCUUUGGCAGUUCCCACUCCUCCAAUUCUCGAGGGCUGUGAGGUUUUGCUGGUCUGGAUUUAUUAGAAAUGUCUCCUCGCUAGGCCUGGAGCAGAUUCCCCACGUUGUCACCACCAUGGGGAGGACCUUGUUUUAUAGAGUCCUAGGCCUGGGGCUGCAGAGAUCUGGGCAGCCACCAUUAGGAAGCCCUUCUCAGGGCCAGAACUCCUUUGCCAGCGUGGAUCCUCAAGUUGGAACUGCAUAACGAAGGCAGUUGCAUUUUUUUUUUUUUACAGCUCCCCUCCCCCCUCAAUGAUUUGUAGUUGUGUGUGCAGCACUUUGCCCUGAUAUGUGUGCUCUACAAUAAAAACCAAAUCUAAUAUAUUUUGAAACAGGUGUCUGAUGCUAUCAUAAAAGAGGGCUUGCCUUUGGUGCUUCCUUCAUCCCUUUAUUUUCUCUUUAAACUCUGAAUGGGGGGUUGGUAGUGAGCAGAGUGUAUUGUCCACUAGGGCUCCAGAGGAGACGACCAGUCACUGACACAGGGCCGGGGACUGGAGGUGGACUGGACUUCUGCUUUUUCUCCCACUCCCAGGAGCCAGGAUCCUACCCUGCCGAGUUCUGGAAGCUCCUCUUCCUAGGGGUGAUGAGAGAGGAUGUGUGCGAGUGAAGGAAGGACAGCAGGAGCAAAGGCAGCGGGGAGAGCCUGGUCUUUGUAGAAGACACACAAGUGGUUUUGCUCAUUAGACAAAUUAUUGAGUUCUUAUAUUCUGGGCAGUCCCACACUGUGGCCCCAAUAGUGAGCAAAACUAUCCUGGUCCUUGCUUUCAAAAUUCAUACCAGUAGAGUUGUGGUAUAUGGACACAGGCAGACAUUUUGGGAUGGAGUGGGAUUGGGGCCCAGAGGGUUUUAGUACCUCCAGAUCCCAGACCUGGCUCCCAGGUUCUGGUUAGGGGCUUUGGCCUAGAAUCUCCUUCAUUUGCUUCCAGUGCCCAGAGCCAGUCUGCUUGGCCAAAUUCUUACUGUGGAAACCUGGUAAGCCACUUAACUGCCCAUUUAACAGAGGAGAGUCCAGAUGGAACAGUUGUUCAGCCAGGGCUCAUUCCUGCAAAUUAGUAACAGAUCUGGCCAGUUUGGCCUACAGGGGUCAGCCACUGGCUGCACACUGGGCCCUGGAUGCCCCGGAGAGGAGACAUUGGAGCUGAGAGGGAAAGUGACUUGCCAAAGAUGAUCUAGACUAUACAUGUAGAGGUGCGUACCCACCCCUCUAUGCCUGGGCCCCUGACUAGGGGCAUGGAAUGGGGGCUCACAUGGAAAGCUGGGAACUGAGAGGGCUCUCUUCUGUAGCUGUGACAAAGCCAGACCCUGGUUCUUCCCAGUCCCUGGGUGAAAGAGGCCCUUUGCCCUGCAGUAUUGAGGGGCAGAACAUAGAGAAAGAGGGUCCUGCCUUAGCAGAUCCUGCUGUGUCUUUGGCAUUAGUCUCUGUACCUGUACAGAGGCUCCUUGGCACCCCAUCUCUUGGACUGUGAUAAUCCCUUGAGCAGUCCCCAAGCCUGCAGAGAGAGGCCUUAAGGGAAUGGGAGAUCCCAGACUCCUUGAAUCUGACUGUUCCCGGCCAUUUCCUGGGGCACCAGCUGUUUGGGCCAGCUGUUAUGUCCCAUCAGUCUGCCCCCAGCCCAGUCUUGUACACAGUAGGUACUCUUAACAACAUCUGGCACCAGUACUGCCCACCUGGGGAGCCCAUCUCAUUCCUCCAACCCUGUUGUGUGGUGGGGGAAACUGAGGUCCAAAGUCAUGUUAUUCAUUCAGAAAAUAUUUGAGUGUUCCUAUUGUGUACCAAGCUCUGCUAGGUGUUGAGGAUACAAGACAGACCUGGUAUAUGUCAUAUACACACAUGUUGUUAUAAAUUGUACUGAUAUAAAAGAUGUAUAGCACAUAAAGUACAAAUAAAAUAUACAAUAUUCUUUAUCAUAAAUUCUCUAUAGCCAGUUUCUCACAGAAUGAUUUUGUUGAUUUUUUUUCCUGAAUUUUUACAUUUAUAGCCUACCUGUGGUACUAAUUCAACCACGAUAUGGCAAAUGGAGUUCCAUCCCAUCUACUUGUAUUAGUUUUCUGUGGCUGCAGUAACACAUUACCAAAAACAACAAAUUUAUUUUCUCACAGUUCUGGUGGUCAGAAACCCAAAAUCGCUGUUACUGGGGUGUUGGCAGGGCCAUGCUUCUUUUGGAGGCUCUAGUCCUUACCUCUAGUAGCUUCUGGUGGGUAUUGAAAUUCCUGGACUUAACAGCUACAUGGCCUUCUCUUCUGUGUUUAUCAAGUCUCCCUUUGCUUCCAUCUUCUUAGGACACUUGUAUGAUUGGAUUUAGGGCCCAGCUGGAUAACCAAAAAUAAACUCCCAUGUAAAGAUCUUCAAUCACAUCUGCAUGGUCAAAAAAUGUAAAAUAUAAAAACAUGUAUAAGUUCCAGGGAUUGUUAGGACCUGAUAUCUUUUUUUUUUUUAAUAUAUAUUUUUAUUAAUUUCAGAGAGUAAGGGAGGAGAGAGAGAUAGAAACAUCAAUGAUGAGAGAGAUUCACUGAUUGGCUGCCGCCUGCAUGCCCCCCACUGGGGAUCGAGCCCGCAACCCAGGCAUGUGCCCUUGGCCAGAAUCAAACCUGGGACCCUUCAGUCCUCAGGUUGACGCUCUAUCCACUGAGCCAAGCCGGCUAGGGCAGGACCUGAUAUCUUUGGGGGCCACUGUUAAGCCUACUACACUGCUCUUGUACCAGGUUCUCUUUUUUUUUAAUCCUCUCCUGAGGACAUGCUGUUACUGGUUUUAGAGAGAGGGAGAAACAUCAAUGUGAGAGUGAAAUAUUGAUCUGUUGCCUCCCGCACAUGCCCCAACUGGGAUCAAACCCACAACGUGGGUAUGUGCCCUGACUAGUAAUCAGACUCUUGACAUUUCAGUGUAUGGAACGACACUGCCACCAGCUGAGCCACACUGGUCAGGGCAGCAGUUACUUUAUUGUCAUUAAAUUUGAUACAGGACAUACAGAUUUCUCAUCGUUGAGCAAAUUGUUAAUUGGAUUGAAAUUUCUCAGCCUCAGCACUGCUUUUAAAUUUAAUUUGCAUCAUUAAUAUUUUUUCCACCUAUUUAAAAAUGUUUUUAAAUUGAUUUUAGAGGAAAGGAGAGAGAGAAACAUCGGUGUAAGAAACAUCAAUUGGUUGCCUCCUGCAUGGGCCCCAACUGGGUAUCCAACCCGAAACCUGGGCACGUUCCCUGACUGGAAAUCAAACUAGCCACCUUUUAGUGUAUGGGAUGAGCCUCCAGCCAUCUGAACCAGACCAGCCAGCUUCCAUCUAUUUCUUAAGUCUAGACCUGUGCUGUCCACUAUGGCAGCCAUUGGAUAAUUUGCCUGUUGAACACUUGAGAUGUGGCUAGUUUGAACUGAGAUGUGCUUUAAGUGUAAAAUAAACACCAGAAUUUGAAGAGUUAAUAAUGAAAAAAAAAGAAUGUAAAAGAUAUCCUUAGUUACUUUAUAUUGAUUACAUGUUGAAAUAGUAUUUUGGACAUACCAGGUUAAAUAAAAUAUACUAUUUAAAUUAA